Messenger RNA from Trichoderma gamsii, 948 nucleotides. RefSeq lists its product as hypothetical. Lineage: Eukaryota; Fungi; Ascomycota; Sordariomycetes; Hypocreales; Hypocreaceae. The record is from RefSeq and is a predicted model, not a curated record. Bases 1 to 948 code for a protein of 315 amino acids. Gene Ontology annotation, molecular function: protein binding. The transcript has a single exon.
AUGGCGCCGAUUUUUCAUCUCUCUCUAGAGAUUACCAGCCAUAUAGUCGAGCAUCUUUCGCCCAAUGAUUUCUUGUGCCUACGCCAAACGUGCCACACGCUCAAUAAUACGACACUUCAUAUAUUUUCUCAGAAGUACUUCCGCACGCGCCGCGUGAUGCUUGAGCGCCGAAGCUUGGAAGCACUAGCUAAUAUUGCCGAGCAUCCUGCUCUCGGCUCAUCUAUUGAAGAAGUAGAAAUAUGCACUAAUUACCUCUUGCCUCUUGAUGAGCUGCGUAUUAUUGAACCGCUCUCAAGGCCCUUUUCAGAGAUGGCUGCCGAGAGAGAACGCAGGGAAAAUGGCCAAGAUGAAGAGACCGACGAAGAAAUGGAGGAAGAGGACGAAGGAGAAGGAGAAGGUGAGGAUGGAGAAAAUACAAGCGGCGAAGAAGCUGACAGUGAUGAUGAUGAUAACCACUACCCUCACUUACGUCGGCUAAACGAGACAGCUUAUUGCAAGGCUUUCAAUGACCAGGAGGAACUCAUUAAGCGGGGAGGCGACAUCGUAUAUCUCACGCGUGCCAUGAAGGGCCUCGUUAACUGCAAGACCAGAAGGAUCACAGACGACAACAGGGUCUGGGGCCUGAGACAUUUGUGGAGAGAAAUCGGCAUACUGCCGCAAAGGUGUCUUACCUUUGAGUCGUCAAAAAGCGUCAAGCUGGUCCGCCGAAUGCUGCAUGCUUUUUUUACUGCGCUUGCCGAAAGCAACGCCUCCAUUGAUUUUUUGGAGGUCGCUUCUGGCUGCGUUGUCGAUAAUGCCAACCGCAUAAGUCCCGACAUGCUUGCUAAGCCUUCAUCUGCGACUUUGGAUAACUUUCGGCUUAAAACCCUGACCACCCUAUAUCUUAAUCUUGAUCACCUUGUCGAGUUGUCUUGCAGGGUCAUACGGCUGACAGCUUGCAGGGCUUAG